Molecule: messenger RNA, 2610 nt
Organism: Paraphaeosphaeria sporulosa
Lineage: Eukaryota; Fungi; Ascomycota; Dothideomycetes; Pleosporales; Didymosphaeriaceae
Exons: 1
Coding region: 422-2344 (640 amino acids)
Source: RefSeq, a predicted model, not a curated record
AGGUACCUGUGACGGACCUGCCAUGGGCCCGCCUCUGACGCCUGGGGGCAUGGGCGCGCGCGACAAGGACAUGCCGCUGCCAGUCCGUGGCUGAGCACUAUACUCGAUUCUCCAAUCACCGACUAUGCAUCUGACUCCGUUUCAAGCACCCGUUUCAAGUCCGUGCCUGGACAAGAACAAUCGGUAGGUAUAUCUAUGCCUGCUCUGUCCCCAUAACGUGCUUUCUUCUCCUCAUCACAGCAUUCACUUUCUUGUUCGGUAUUCCAUCAAGGCUGUGGGAAAGACAAAGUCAUUCGUUUUCUUUGUCUCUUCUUCCGUGUUUAAUUUCAACAAUCACUUUCAUUAAGCUGGUCUACACCACUGCAUACAGUCUAGCUACUGUAGUCUUUCGCUUCUCCAAUACACCUUACAUCAAUUCAUAAUGAAGGCUUCUAUUGCUCUUCUUAUUUCCGGCCUUGCUGCCCAGCAGGUCGCCGCCCACUGGGACCGCCAGGCCACCAACUACAACACCCCCGGCUACAACAACAACGAGUGCACCGACAAGCAGAAGGGCGGAUACGACUGGUCCGACCUGAACGACGGCGACAAGCCCGGCAAGUACGACGACUUCGACUUCGGCGGAGGUUGGUCGUGCUCCACCAAGAAGUUCGGCAAGCGUGACCACAUCACCAAGCGCACUUUCGGAGCCAAGGCCCUCACCAACAGCUGCGGUAAGGAGAAGCCUGCUUCCUUCAGCUGCGACAAGAAGGAUGGUUUCUCCGUGACUCACAUGGAUAUCUCCGUGGACCACGAUGCCGAGCUCGACUUCCACUACAAGAUGAAGGACGGCAGCAUCUGCAAGCAGCGCACGAGCUGUAAGAAGGAAGGUACCACCGUGCAGAACACUCAGUGCGGUGGUGCUCAGUCAGUCGACGUCUACCUCGGCAACAGUAGCGAAGGUAAAGACAGCUGUGAUAUUGGCGUCCACAACGUGGGCUUCGAUUGCAACCCCGGACAAUCAUACACGCCUCCGCCUCCUUACACUCCCCCAACUACCCCCGAGGCCCCUCCCUCAACUUCUUCGGAAGUGCCCUCCAGCUCUUCUGAGGUGCCCCCACCGCCGCCGGAGACCACUGCUCCUCCUCAGACUUCCGACUCACCGCCGCCUCCUCCCGAGUCCAGCAGCGUGAGCAUCAGGACGCCUUUCUGUGGUUACGGUUCGUGCGGCAGCAGCAGCAGCUUCACCAACUCCUCCACUGCCCCCCCUACGCCGCCAGAGACCCCUAGCAGCACUCCAGUGGAAGUCCCGUCCAGCAGCACCGAGGUCCCCACUUCAUCGGCGCCCAGUGGCGAGUGUGGCGGAUACGGACAGCCAGCUUGCGAGACCAGCUCCGCCGUCGAGAGCACCCCUGCUGAGAGCAGCUCCGUCGUCGAGAGCACCCCCGUGUCUUCGGCUCCUGCUUCAUCGACCCCAAGCGGCGAAUGCGGUGGAUACGGCCAGCCUGCGUGCGAGACCAGCUCCGUUGUUGAAAGCACCCCCGUUUCUUCGGCUCCCGCAACGGAGACUGCACCAACUGAGACCGCCCCGGCUACCUCCUACAACGGCACCGUCCCAUCUUCGCCCGUCUCGUCGCAGCCUCCCACUGUCACUCCUCCUCCCGGUGGUUACACUCCUCCCGAGUGCCUUCCUAAGUGCCUGAACACAUGGCUCAAGCUCAAGUCCGAGUGCAAGGACAACACCGACUCUGCCUGCUACUGCAAGGUUCCCGACCUCACUGACAAUGUCAUCGACUGUGUCAAGGCCUACGGCACGGAGGAGGAGGUCAAGCAGGCUCUCUCCUACUUCGUCGGCAUCUGCGCGCCCCAGAUCCCUGAGAACCCGCACAUCAUCGACAAGUGCACCGACGUGCCGCUUGCGCCGCCUACCGCUCCUGUCACCUCUGCGCCUGAGACACCCGCCACCACCGCCGCGCCCGAGCAGCCCCAGACCCCUGGCACCACGCCUGCGCCCGCUCCUGAGCAGCCUGGCAGCAUCCCCUGCACCACCAUCACCUACGGCAGCUCCACCUACACUGUCCCCCAGGUUGGCUUCACCACCGAGACCCCUGGUGCUCCCGGCGCGAACCCCACUGAGCCCAUCGCGCUCUACCCUGCUGCUCCUACUACGCCUGCCCCGGCGCCUGCCAACCCCACCGCUCCCUACCCGAUCGCGUCUGGCGCUUCUGGCUUCACCUCCGUCACGUUCCCCACCGGCACUGGCGCUAUCAACUCGCCUCCUCCGUCUGAGUUCAGCGGUGCGGCGAACGCGCUCAACGUCAAGGCCGGCAUGGUCUUUGGUGCCGCCUUUGCUUUCUUCGCUAUGUAAAUGACCUGCUAAUCACUGCGGGUCGAUAAUGUGUGUGAAUACGGAUUGAUUGAGAGAUAAUUGGCUGUGCAUACCCCGACUCUUUCCUUACGCAUGUCCAGGCGCCUCCUUUUGGGAACCAUGUUGGAUGGAUGUUGAAGCAUCCAGAGGUACUGGUAAUGGUUGUUUUUCCAGUGUUUCCUUGUGUCUAUAGACUGACCCGAAUCGUACAUCACCCCUACACAUCCUGAGCUUCCUGACGCUGUGAAUACUCUACCUCGAAGUGA